Messenger RNA from Sycon ciliatum, 2577 nucleotides. RefSeq lists its product as uncharacterized. The transcript is spliced from 11 exons. The record is from RefSeq and is a predicted model, not a curated record. Lineage: Eukaryota; Metazoa; Porifera; Calcarea; Leucosolenida; Sycettidae. Bases 1 to 2136 code for a protein of 711 amino acids.
AUGCCUAUCCACGGGGCUGUCGCACGGUGGGAUAUCGUUAGCCCAACUCAGUUACGUGACACGCAGAUGAAGGGCUUCACUGCUUCUACUGUUGUACGGAUUCGCCUUAUUCCCGGUGGUCCGCCAUUUUGUUCUAUAAAUAACAGUUGCAAUCCUGUCCAUGUAGUUGUUCCGCUGACUGAACUACGCUCAUUACUCCUGAGAGUUAGUUGUGAAGGGAUAGAAACACUGGGCUGUACGAAGUCUAUCCAGGUGAACGUUAUUUUUAUGCUGACAUCGUCUAUCCUGUGUUCACCUUCUCGCCUGGGAACAAAAAUGGUUUCGCAAAUCCAUACGUUCAGCCUAGUGCUGGUGGCCAUAUUGGUUUGGUCCGCUAUUGCUCCCUUACCCGCCACAGCUGAUUUGACAGUGAAAUGCGUUCAGAACCCUCCCAGAGAGUGCACGUACAUAGGUGAAGAUGCUCUGUACGUUUGCAGUGUACGGGGAUCUCCUAACGGGCUCGCGGACAUCAGCGUCUCGCCUGCACGCCAGACCACGUUCAACAUAGUCACUGUUCCCGGCGGACAGAACGUGCCGUUCAUCUUUCAAAACGUCAGCCUUGCAGAUAACCAGCUGACACACUGUGUGGCUGCCAGUACUCCCCGUUCGUACGCGAAGGCUUGCUUCCAAGUCCGGGCGUGCAUACCGAAUAUCCUGAACUGCCGGGUGACAAACUAUGCCGACUGGGAGAACUGUACGGACAUUGGCAUGGAUGUCCAGUUCCACUGCACCGCACGGGGUCCAGAACUGUCCCUGGACCUGCCCAGUCCUACCUGCCGGGCCAGCGUUGGAGUACAGGAGGUGGCCGGCGGAGAGGAUCUGUCCUUCACGUUCCGUAACCUGAGCCCGGCAGAUAACGGGAAAAAGCACUGCAUUUCCGCCCGCACCACGCAUGAGCAACAAAGUCGCUGCCUCAACCUGGCCGUCUGCCCGCCGAAGCCAUGGAUUUACUUGCCAGCGACUUUGGGCAAGCUCAGCCGGUCAUCCAUUGCGAGACGCGACGUAUCGCACACUUCCUACCAGGACGCGGUGCGCCAUUGCACCGCCAUUGGUUACCAGCUUGGUAGCGAGCAAGAACUUCUUCAUUGGCGUGACGCUCUGAGCAGCGAGUUAACAUCGAUCGCACGCGACUCGACUGGCCCGUAUUACAUUGCCAGCUCAGCAGCCAACCCUCGAGUUGUCAUCCUCACAGCCACAGGCACACCAAUAUUUACCGAUGCCCGUCCAGGGAAGCUUUACCGGUCGCUUUGCUUUGUGUUGUGCGAUAACGGAUUCAUGGACACAUCCGUACCCAGUGCGCCUGCAUGCAGGUGUCUAUCUGGUUGGCUUGGCGAGCGAUGUGAAAAACGUGCUGUUGCUGGUUUUUUGAGUAAAACUACAUGGGUUGCACCCAGCACUGGGUUCUGUAAGCCCACCGACACCACGCCACUGCAAUGCGCCCAGAACGGCCGCUACCCGUGGCAUCCGGCCCAGGUCUGGUGUGACCGGUGGUACAGUAGCAUUGCAACACAGCUACCCCUGCACAGCUCGGCUGCACCUGCGUUCCAUCGCUUCGUCAGCCAGCUAGUCGUGGCCGGCUAUCACGAUCAUAUGUCCGUCUGGCUCAACAACACCGGCACUAAAUCCCUGUACAGCCUUGGCAGAGAGGCCCUCAGCGCUCCACAUAUCACCAGUCCCGUCACCGGUGACCCAGCGGCCGAUGUAAUCUGCGAAGCUGAUUGGACAAACAGAGUAGUCAGGUACCGGCCGUGGAACACUCGCGUGGCAAUGAAGUCAGCACCGGCCGUAUCCGCCGCUAACCUGUGGAUGAUCCAGGAGUUCUGCCCAGCCAUGAAUAUGUCAAUGCCGCAAGCGACCGAUGACCCCUUCUUCAUCCCGGGCCUGUUUUCAAACGCCAUGCCACAGCUCGGCGUCGCAGGUCCUCCGUUUUACGUCCCAGUGUGGUCGCAACAAUACAGCAGCAUCCAGAUUGCCAAGAUUUUGUCGGCAACGCAGGUCCAAUACAUUUCUGUCAGCCAACAGGCGACGUACAGUCCUGUAUGCAUCAAAUUGUGCUCGUCGGGUCAAUCCCUGAACAGCUACAAUGAAUGCAUUUGAGCUCACCGUGACAGAGCUCCUCCGGACAACAGGGAAAUGGUAGAUGUCACAGCGCUCGCAACAACAGACGUCACCGACCGACGGAAUAAAACUACAGGAAAGGCCAACCCUAUUCCCGUCAAUUCUGUUCCUGCCAUGGUCUUCACAAUGCCGUGGUGUCAUUGAGCCAAUCGUGCAAGUCUCGAUUUGUUCCAUUAACGGCUUUACGUCUCUCUUUGUCCCAUCCAGAUUUUGUCUGUGAAUGUGACUAUACAAGAGAGUGUACAUUCAGUACACUUGCAGUUAUCUGUGCUUCUUCUACCAUGGGUGUACCCGUGCGUUUGAGAUCUCUGCAGGAGAAUACUCAACUACUUCCCAGUGUUGCACAAUCUUUCAGCUGUGUUUCUUGCUCGAAUCGAUUUGUUUCAUUUCGAUUUUUUCUGUGAAUGUUGCUGAAAGAGA